GCGACCCAUCUGUGCGGACCUCGGUUGGCGAUGAAGAUGACGACGACGACGGGGACGAGGGCAGCGCAGAGAAUGGAGCGACGGGCGGCAGGGCAGGCUAGCAGUGGAGAAGGGGGGGCGUGUGGGCCCCCCAAGGGGCUCGAGGGGCUGGCGGGGCUGCGGGCGCUGUGGGAGCGCAGGAUCCGCGCCACCACGGAGGAGGUGGAGCGCCAGCGCUGCAACAGGGAGCGCCGCUCGCUGGGCAGGCUGUCUGCCGCGUGGGAGCACCGCAUCAGCGUGGCCAAGCUGCGCGAGAUGCUCGUGACGGUGGACGGGCGCGUGGUGCUCAAGGUGCUCAAGCUGGACUGGGAGAAUGUUGACUAG
This is a messenger RNA of Lethenteron reissneri (Far Eastern brook lamprey), 363 nucleotides long. Its product is annotated as leucine-rich repeat-containing protein 39-like. The record is from RefSeq and is a predicted model, not a curated record. Lineage: Eukaryota; Metazoa; Chordata; Hyperoartia; Petromyzontiformes; Petromyzontidae.